Messenger RNA from Micromonas pusilla CCMP1545, 2730 nucleotides. RefSeq lists its product as uncharacterized. NCBI's taxonomy places the organism in Eukaryota, Viridiplantae, Chlorophyta, Mamiellophyceae, Mamiellales, Mamiellaceae. The record is from RefSeq and is a predicted model, not a curated record. The transcript has a single exon. The coding region runs from base 121 to 2730 and encodes 869 amino acids.
GCGCGUCGCCUCCGCGCCCGCGCGACGAACGAACUCCGCGCGCGCGGGAGAUCGUGCUGCUCGUGUUUUAGAACGACGACGACGCGCUUUUGAAGAGGCAGGCGGGCGACGGCGCGAUCGAUGGGACGCCUCCGCGCGAACGAAUCCUCGCACGCGCCCCGGGGCGUGCUGAUUCCCGCGCGAUCGCCGCAUUACGGCGAGCGAGUCCCCCUCAUCGGCGACGGCGCGCGCGGUCGCCGAUCGUCGCGCGGGAACGCCGGCGGCGGCGGAUGGUUCUCGUGCAACGCGUCCACCGCGAUCGCGCUCGUGACCGGCGCGCUCGUCGCGGUCGCGCUCGCGAGCGGCAGAGCCGCGGAGAUCGCGUCCGCGGCGGUCGCCGCGGGCGGACGCGACGCGCCGAUCGCGCCGACGAACGCUUUCCCCGGCGACGCCGCGUCGCGCCGCGCGCGCGGGAUCUCGCUCGGGCAGAACACCUCGGACGACGACGCCGGGAGCGACGACGAAUUGCCGCCGCCGGCGUCCGAGGACGCCGACUCCGAAGAGAACGCGCCGUCGCCGCCGCCGCCCUCGCCGAAGAAGCCGCCGAAGCCGAAGAAGCCGCCGAAGCCGUCGCCGCCGCCGUCGCCGGCGUCCGAGGACGCCGACUCCGAAGAGAACGCGCCGGCGUCCGAGGACGCCGACUCCGAAGAGGAGGCGCCGUCGCCGCCGCCGCCGUCGCCGAAGAAGCCGCCGUCGCCGAAGAAGCCGCCGACGCCGGACACGCCGUCGCCGCCGCCGGACGCGCCGUCGCCGCCGUCGCCGAAGAAGCCGCCGAAGCCGAAGAAGCCGCCGAAGCCGUCGCCGCCGCCGCCGACGCCAGAUCUCGGACCUGAUAUCGCCGCCGUCGACGACAAGGAAGACGCGGAGACCUCGAAGAUCGACGCGCUCGACGAUAAGGAGGACGACGAGACCUCGCAGAUCGACGCGCUCAGCAAAAAGGUGGAUAAUCGCUCGAACAGAGCCGCGAAAGACUCGCGCGCGGCGAUCGAUAAGUUAACCGAGUCGAUCGCGAACUCCACGAAGGACACGGAGGCGGACAUCCUCGAUGAGCUGAGCAAAGACGCGGAGAAAGAGAAGUCGAAGAUCGACGAGCUGAACGAGAAGAUGAACGCCAAGAUGUCCGAGACGAAGGAAGCGGCGGCGAACGAGAUCGCGUCCGCGGCGAAGACGAUGACGGCCGCCAUCGCGGACGCGCGCGAGGCGGAGGUCAACGCCACGGACGACGUCGCCGCGAAGCUCCGCGACGGCGUGGCGACGAUGAGGAAGAACUUUGACGAAAAGGCUGCGGUGGAAAACGCCACGUUGGCGUCGCUGAGACGUCGGAUCGACGCCGCGGCGAACGACACGGACGCGAACGCGGCGACGGCGAAGUCGCGCUUCGACGACAUCGACCACGAGUUCUCCGACGUCGCGAACGGGACGGCGUCGAUCAAGAGCGAGAUUAAUCGCCUCUCGAGCGAGCUGAGAGAGGAGAUGGACAAUCACACGACGGCGCUGCGCGAGGGCGUCGCGGCGUCGCGCGCGGCGAUGGAAGAGGAGAUGAUGAACCACACGACGGCGCUGCGCGAGGGCGUCGCGGCGUCGCGCGCGGAGAUGAAGUCCGACUUCCAAACCAUCGCCGGCGGGCUCAAGAACGGCCUCAAGAACGAGACCGGACUCCUGCUCAAGGGGUUAAACCUCACGCACGUGAUGCAAAACGCGAGCCUCGAGCAGACGAGGGCGAUGCUGUCGGACGCGGUGCGCGCCGCCGCCGAGUCGGGCGACGCGUCCGCGGCGAAGAGGUUUGAAACUCUCGCGUCGGAGUUCUCCGCGAUGCGCGAAGACGACGGCAGACGCGCGAGCGAGUCGCGCGAGCUGCACGACAAGCUCGUGGACGCGAUCCAGGCUGCGAUCGACGGCCAGUCGAUCCCGCACGGCCACCUGUACCCGGGCGUCGUGGGGUGCGAGAAGAUGUGCGAGGGCGAGCACGUCACGGAGGACCAGUGCGGCGCGCUCGCGAACGGCGCGUGCGCUUGGGAGGACGGGCGGUGCUGGAGCAAGGUUGGGCCGAACGAGUGCGACAAGUACGUCGCGCCCAUGGAAGAUCCGAAGAAGAAGGAAGAGGAGGACGGCGAGAAGAAGGAGGACGGCGGCGACGCGGCGGCGGCGGGCGCGGACGCGGACGCGGACGCGACGGCGGCGACGACGACGACGGCGGCGGCGGCGUCGACGACGGGCGAAACCCCGGAGGAGACGCCCGCGCCGGAGACCCCCGCGCCGGAGACCCCCGCGCCGGCGACGCCCACGCCGGGGACGCCCACGCCGGAGACGCCCGCGCCGGCGACGACCGCGCCAGGGACGGUGGAAUCCGGCGCCGCCGCGAUCGACGACAUGAUGGCGUCAGCGCCGCCGAUGACGACGCCGCCGCCGCAAAAAACUGUCGUCGCGGCCGCGCCUCCCGUCGUGCGCACGGUCACGGUCGUCGUUCCGAGCCCGCCCGCGGCGAACGCCGCCGCCGCGAACGCCGCCGCCGCGCCCUCUCCGCCGGCGGUAGAGGAGGGCGAAACCGUGACGCUCACGGAGGCCGACCAAGUGCACGAGGCGAAUCCGGAGACCGGGGGCGCCCGCCCGGGGGAGACGACGCCGACGCCGACGACGACGACGACCGCGCCGCCCGCGGCCGCGUCGUCGACGACGACGACCAAACGAUAA